Paramecium tetraurelia is the source of this 2442-nucleotide messenger RNA. RefSeq lists its product as uncharacterized. NCBI's taxonomy places the organism in Eukaryota, Ciliophora, Oligohymenophorea, Peniculida, Parameciidae. Gene Ontology annotation, biological process: protein side chain deglutamylation; proteolysis. The transcript has 5 exons. Gene Ontology annotation, molecular function: metallocarboxypeptidase activity; zinc ion binding. The record is from RefSeq and is a predicted model, not a curated record.
AUGUAAUUUUAUGGUUUACUCCCAGCACCAAAUCCCUUGGUUUAAGCGGCCGAUCCUGAAAUUAAAUAAAAAAUUGGAUAGAUGAAAAAGAAAGAUGCAUAUGAUGAAAGAGAUUCAGCCUUCAAUAUGUGGGAUUACUUUAGUGAUAAUAAAGUCAACUUGAUCUAUCAACGUUUCGAUAAUUACCCAUGGUCUAUGAUCCCACUGAAUAAUCAUCGAUUUGCUGCAUCCUGUUUCUUUGAUUGCAAAAAAUUAUUGGCUUUGAAUAGAGAAUUAAGAUUAACAGAAUUUACGAUUGUCUUAAACAAAAAUUUAUAUCCUUCUACAAUGAAAUAAAAAGAAUAAAAAUAACUCGCGCUUGAAUAAGACAACAAGAAAUAUAAUGGACUGAAAUUCGAUUCCAAUUUUGAAAGCGGAAACCUAUUUACAUCUUAUAGAGUUGGGCCUAAUGAAUAUGAUUUGAUGAUGUAAAAUGACACUAAUUCGAAAGGAAAUACCUAAUGGUUUUACUUUUCGGUUGAAAACACCUUGAAAAACAGUGUAGUUACUUUUAAUAUCAUAAACUUUAUAAAAUGUGAUUCAUUAUUUAAUAUGGGAUAAAGGCCAGUUGUUUUUUCUAACAAAUGCAAUAGAUAAAAAGGAACCGGAUGGAUUAAAGCAGGACAUAAUAUAAUUUAUUUUCGAAAUAAAUUUAAGCGAGAAAAUAGCACUCUUAAAACUUAUUAUACACUUUCUUUUAGUUAUAAAUUUGAAUAUUCCAAUGAUAAAGUUUUUUUUGCAUAAUGUUACCCUUAUACUUACUCAUAAUUAAAUAAUUUUAUAGAAAGAUCGAUUCGACCAAAUAAAUUUGCCGAAGUAAAAGAAUUAUGUAAGACAAUCUCAAAAUUAUCUUGCCCCUUAAUUAUUAUUGGUAAUGGUAAAAAAGCCAUAUUAUUGAUGGCAAGAUAGCAUCCAGGAGAAACUCCAGGCUCAUUUACAAUAGAAGGAGCGAUUGAAUUUUUAAUCAGCAGUUGCAUGGAAGCAGAAGUUUUAAGAAGUCACUUCACAUUUUAUAUAAUUCCUAUGAUAAAUCCAGACGGGGUUAUUUUUGGAAACUAUCGUUGCAAUCUUUACGGGGCUGAUCUCAAUAGGAUUUGGAUUUGCCCUCAUAAAGAAUUGCACGAUUCCGUUUGGCACGUAAGAGAAUUAAUUAGAUAAAUAAAUUAAAUAACUGAAUUGAAUUUAAUAAUUGACUUUCAUGGACAUUCAAAAAAGUAAAUUUUUUCUUGGCAUUUUAGAUUCAAUAGUUUUUAUUAUGCUAAUAGUUUAUGUGAUGAAUAAAAAUUGCUACCAUUGAUAAGUUGUAAUCUGUCUAAAAUGAUGAAUUUACGAGAUUGCUCUUUCAGUGUACAUGAAAGUAAAAAGAAGACUGCUAGAGUAGCAUUACAAUCAGAAGUCAAAAAUGGUUUUACCUACACAUUAGAAAUCUCAUUUCAUGCUUUUCGAUAAUAAGCAUUCUAAGAUUUUACUGAAAGCUCUUAUAAGUAAUUGGGUGAAGAUGUUUCAUUAUCAAUAUUUAAGUUAUUUGAAUCUUAAAUGGUAAAAUCCAGUAAAUUACCAAGAACCUUAACUUUAUAAUAGAAUGAUGAAUUAGAUAAAUUAAUAAAAGAAUGUGAUCUAAGCUAACUUUAGAUAGGCGAAGAUGAUUCAGGUAGUGAUUCAAAUCCUGAAGAGGAUGCACUUUAAGAAUAAGAACUUCAAUCAUUUUUUAAUUCUUAGAAACAAAAUAAAAUAAUAAUAUAGACUAAAAAAAAGCUUAAUAGAAUUGAAAAGGCGUCAUAAACUGAUAUACAGCAUUAUUAAAAUCUUAUGUUGGAUGAAAAAGUAUUAUAAAAGAUUGAAGAAUAAGUUAAAUCUAUUAGAAAACCCAACACAGAAACACUUGGAUUCUAAAGUAUUCAAGAAAUUGUUUCUAAUUAUCAAGAUGUUCCAUUAUAAGAAGGUUUUACAAACUCAUUUUAGCAAACUGACAUCUCCUUAUAGCAAAUUUUAGGCAAGAUGCAAGUUUAUCAUGUUAGAGUUUCUAAUAAAAAUUCCAUGUUUUAAAAUUAAAUUGCUACUCAAUCUAGCAAACCAGUUGUGAUAGUUCUCAAAAAUCCAUAUUCUAAACAAUAAAUGUCAUAACAAUAAUAGUUAAUGCCACAACACUAAGAUGCUUCUAUCAAAAAUAGAAGGAGAAUCACUUCUAUAACAGGAAGAUCUUCGAUAGAAUAUAAAAGACUAUCCCAUGAUAGAAAAUUCAGCAUCCAACAAUAUAAUCAAGACAGGAAUCAUGCUCUAAGCUUCACUUAAUAACAAGUUACACCUUAAAAUUUGUUAACCUAGGACGCUACUUUUGAGAAAAUUGCAAAUAUUAGUAAACUGAAAUUUUAUGAUAAAUAAAUGCUUAAAAAUUUGUUUUGA